Messenger RNA from Oryctolagus cuniculus (rabbit), 466 nucleotides. NCBI's taxonomy places the organism in Eukaryota, Metazoa, Chordata, Mammalia, Lagomorpha, Leporidae. The record is from RefSeq and is a predicted model, not a curated record.
AACUCUUGACUUUCAAAUCAGUUCUUAACUAUAAUGGUUACGGUGUAAGUUCAAUUUAGAUGAGACCCCUUUUCCAGGGAGCUAGAUUGAGCAGCUGGGACUUUAACUGGUGCUCUGGUGAUCCAGGAGGAAAAUGGUAGCCGUUGCAGCCGGGUCCACGGUUUCUAGGCAUCUAGGUCAGUCCCACCUACAGAUGGGUUGGCCUAUGUCAGGUGGCACCCAUGGCAACAAGCGCUCAACUCGCACGUGGAAGGUCCUCACCAACUUUGUCACGCUCCCCAGAGUGGGCAUGAGCAUGCUGAACAUCUACCUGAAGUCGCACCACGAGGAGCAUGAGAGGUCCAAGUUCAUCACCUACCCUCAUCUUCGAGUCAGGUCCAAGCCCUUUCCACAGAGAGAUGGGAAUCAUACUCUAUUCCAUAACCCUCAUGUGAAUCCACUUCCAACUGGCUAUGAAGAUGAAUAA